UGUUAUAUGGUCCUGGUACUUACGCAUGGUACUCGUAUCUCGACAGAUGUAUGCCCAAGCAAAUAGUGGAGAAUAUAUUGAUGAAGGUUGUAUUAAACCAAAUUGUACUAGGUCCUGCUGUAAUAGCUGUUAUCUUUGCAUGGAAUAAUUUAUGGCUGGGGAAACUUUCAGAUCUUCCGAACAAGUAUCAGAAAGAUGCCCUUCCAACUCUGCUUUUUGGAUUUAGGUUCUGGAUCCCUGUCAGUGUAUUGAACUUUUGGGUGAUUCCUCUUCAAGCUCGUGUUGCUUUCAUGUCGAUGGCUUCUAUAUUCUGGAAUUUUUGGUUGUCAGCAACUAUGAGCAAGUAACUGUCAUCGAAGUGAUUGACAGGGGAAAGCAGGAUGCGCAAUUGAUAUAACAGUCUUGUCUGUCAAGACAAAAAUGGUGUCCGGAGGCACUAGUUGAAACCUUUCUGAUUUUCCAAAGGUGAUUUGCACUAGCAUUCCACAGUGGCUCAGCUGGCACCUCGUUACACAUGAAAUGUUAGAGAAUUUGUUUCGCCAUUGCUAUAAGUUCUCCAGGAGUGGAGCUUUCUUCGGUUUAUGACUCCAGUACUAUCAUGGAAGGCAUUUGAUUGGCUAUUUUGACCAAAUUAUUUCAUUAAUUUUCUUUCUUUCUUUGGUUCUUGGCCUUCUUUUCCCCGUUAGGUGUUGGCUCGAGCCAGAUGACAUACAUGCAAAAGGAAGUUUUUGUAGUAUGCAAUUUGAAAGCAAGUGCUGCUGCACUUCCAUAUAGGAAGUCAUCAUGUCAAAUUUCUCUAUGAUGGACAGCUUGAGGAUUGAGGAACUCCCUUUUAGAAUGCCAACUAUCUUAAGUGGAAAGUGUUAAUAAACUUCGCUUUCUGAAAUGUGCAAUGUUACAACAACAACAACCCAGUAUAAUCCCACAAGUGAGGUCUGGGGAGGAUAACGUGUAUGCAGAUUUUUACCCUGUGGGGUAGAGAGGCUGUUUCCGAUAGAUACUCAGCACAAGAAAUGUGCAAUGUUGGUUGAGGAUUAUAUAACAUGGAGUGUUCAACAUCUCUGCU
This is a messenger RNA of Nicotiana tabacum (common tobacco), 1066 nucleotides long. The record is from RefSeq and is a predicted model, not a curated record. NCBI's taxonomy places the organism in Eukaryota, Viridiplantae, Streptophyta, Magnoliopsida, Solanales, Solanaceae.